AUGGCAGCCGUGAAGACCUUGUCUCUGCUGCUGGUGUUCCUAUUCCUGGCAGUGGGGCUGGGAGAGAAGGAAGAGGGUCACUCCAGCUCUCUCCCCUCCCUGCCCCUCAGAUCCCAUGCUGGAGUGAGCAGCCCCCGAGGCCCGAGGUAUGCCGAGGGGACCUUCAUCAGUGACUACAGUAUUGCCAUGGACAAGAUCCGCCAGCAAGACUUUGUGAACUGGCUGCUGGCCCAGAAGGGGAAGAAGAAUCACUGGAAACACAACAUCACCCAGAGGGACAUCCAGGGUCCAGAACUGGCCAGUCCGUCUCACGGGAAUGAGGAGGCUGGGGAGGAGCAAAGUUCCCCACCCAAGAACCCCAGUGCUGAAGAUCUGCUCAGGGACAUGUUGGUUCAAGAGCUGCUGUCCUGGAUGGGGGACCACGCAGACCUCUGCAGGCUCAGGUAG
Molecule: messenger RNA, 447 nt
Organism: Carlito syrichta (Philippine tarsier)
Lineage: Eukaryota; Metazoa; Chordata; Mammalia; Primates; Tarsiidae
Gene: GIP
Product: gastric inhibitory polypeptide
Exons: 4
Coding region: 1-447 (148 amino acids)
Biological process (GO): regulation of insulin secretion; regulation of fatty acid biosynthetic process; response to starvation
Cellular component (GO): extracellular region
Molecular function (GO): hormone activity; glucagon receptor binding
Source: RefSeq, a predicted model, not a curated record